Saccostrea cuccullata (small rock oyster) is the source of this 711-nucleotide messenger RNA. RefSeq names its product universal stress protein YxiE-like. The record is from RefSeq and is a predicted model, not a curated record. Bases 89 to 580 code for a protein of 163 amino acids. Lineage: Eukaryota; Metazoa; Mollusca; Bivalvia; Ostreida; Ostreidae. The transcript has 4 exons.
UAUACACGUUAUCAGCUGAGUACCGAGACUAGAAACUUACAUGUAUAUGUGAUACUCGUGAGAGAUUGUUUACAAUUUGAGAAGUAAAAUGAAGAAGAUUUUAAUUGCUGUUGAUGGCAGCAAGGAAUCUAUAUUUGCUCUCGAAGAAUACAUGGAAAAAAUCCACAACGAAGACAAGCAUGCUGUGGUUAUCCAUUGUGCACAUUACAGCAUUUCAAAUCCAGAAGAAUUGUCCAUCACCAGAGAUGAUGCUCAGGCUAUAAAGGAUAUUCUACAAAAGGACGAACAAAGAAUGUUAGCCCUGACUGAGGACUUAAAGAGACUUCUGAAAGAAAAUAAUAUCCACGGCGAAGUGGUAAGAACUGAAGGAAAGCCUGAAAGUGCAAUUAUUUCUAAAGCGGAGGAGUUAAACGCAUCAUUGAUUGUGAUGGGAUCACGUGGUUUAGGGACAAUUCGACGAACAAUUCUGGGGAGUGUCAGUGAAUACGUGCUUCAUCAUUCUCAUAUCCCAGUCAUGGUCUGCAAAUGCAAGUCUAAUCAAAGUACUGAAAAGAAUGAAAGCCGGGAUUUAAUAAUCUAAGUACAUCACAAAGUCCGAAGGAAGACGCACCCACUGUAGCCUUUAAUUUUUAGAAGGCAAAGAUUGCAGGAUUUGGAAUUUUUCGUUGGCAUUUAGUUACAAAUUGACAGAAUAAUUUUGAUGAACAUUUA